AUGCCUGAUACCCCUGAAAAGGAGAAUGCAGACCUUCUCCCUCGUUCCGGGCCAUCCAACAGUCGGCAGUGCCCGUUCUGCGCAUCCACGUUCUCACGGGUCGAUGCUACCCGACGUCAUGCUCUCCGAUGCCCCAAGAGACAAGGUCGUGCACUGCAGCUUAAAACACGCGGUCGUCGAGCGCAAGCAUGUGACGAAUGCUCCCGGUUGAAAGUGCAUUGCGAUCGCCUGCUUGACAAAGCUUGCCAGCGCUGCGCGUCGCGAAAGCUCAAGUGCACAUUCGAUCAGGCUCGGGCUAGUACCACUCGCUCCCAACCUCUACAGGAAGAGACAUAUCGCCCACGUAACCUUGAGAGUCGACGUGUAUCCUUGUCGUUCUUGCUCAGCUCUACAGACGAUAAACAGGACUUCGUCAUUGAAAAGGCGAUCGCGGAAGAGCCUGAUCGCACCCUGCUUGGACCGACAUGUCUAUCAACACAGGACCAAAGCCCAAGUGAUAGCUUGUGGGACCUCGAUCUUUCGCAAACGUCACCGUUCGACCUUGACAUCUUGCUCAUGCCUCCGGAGCUGGAUGGCCUGUACUCGACUGAAGAUCAAUGCCUCGUGGACGUGAUGGCGUUCCCUAAGCCUUGGGACGCCUUGCUCUCAAAUCGCAUCGAUAUGCUGCGGUCAGAGCUCUCCCAAUACUCGAAAUCUCGUAUCUUUGGCACUGGCCCCGAUCGGGACGACUUUUCCGCGUUCUUCAAUACCACGAAUGUGCAAUUCUUUGCAAUGACAUUCUGUCGCAAGCGACAUUAUCAGUAUCCCAUCAUCCACUGGCCGACACUCAUGCUUGAAGAAGUGCCCCUUCCGUUGCUGCUGGCCGUUUCCCUGACAGGAGCGGCUUACUCGCUGUCCAAAGAGCAUGGAACCAAGCAUGCUGCUGGCGCCCGGAAGUUCUAUGCAAUCGCUGAUGUAUAUAUCUUUGACCAGCUGGAUGCAGCCUUGGCUAGGGAGCAUGAUGGGAAGUAUCGCUUGCAGCUAUGCCAAGCGGCGCUGCUAAUGUACGGGUUGGGGGUAUUGUUGUCAAGCGAUUCAUCAAUGCAACAAACCGCGAUCACCAAACGACUUCCAACGCUGAUACCCACAUUGAGGAAGCUGGACCUUAUUGGGUGUCGACAUGACGCUUCUGAAGAUUGGGGCCAGUUCUUGCACCGUGAGCAGAUCAUCCGACUUGUCGCCUGGACCUACUGCGCAGACUGUCUUGCCACGUUGGUAUCGAACAAACCUCCAGGCUUCUCACUAUUGGAAAUGUCUGGCGACCUUCCUUGUGACCCUGCCACGUGGGAAAUCGACACUGCCUUGCGGUUUGAGUCGUUGGAAUGCCAAAGGAAACCUCCUCGACCUACUCUGGUGGAGCUGAUGACGGGUUUCCUCAAUGAUGAUCCUAUCGGCGACUUCAAAAACGUACCCACGUUCCAUUUGCAUGUCGUCCUGUGUGCUUUUCAGCAUCACGUCUACAACCUGCAUGUCACAAUGGCUCUUAUCGACCAGUCGCUAAAGGUCUUGAAGGCCCUGUCCACCUGGCGAAGACUCUGGGCAAAUGCUAUUUCUUCGCUUUCGGAUGGAGAUCGACAGUGGCUCGGCGUGGCAAAGCAUGUCUCUGAUCUGGAGUAUCUGACCCAGCGAAUAGUCGAGGUGGCCGUCAGCCCUCAGGCUGCUUCUUCUCCUUACUUGCGACGAAUCCCGUCUUCUGGUGCGAGGAUCGUUCACGAGUUUAUUCGAGACUACGUGUCAGUUGAGGAGUGA
Zasmidium cellare ATCC 36951 is the source of this 1788-nucleotide messenger RNA. RefSeq lists its product as uncharacterized. The transcript is spliced from 2 exons. Gene Ontology annotation, biological process: DNA-templated transcription; regulation of transcription by RNA polymerase II. Lineage: Eukaryota; Fungi; Ascomycota; Dothideomycetes; Mycosphaerellales; Mycosphaerellaceae. The coding region runs from base 1 to 1788 and encodes 595 amino acids. Gene Ontology annotation, cellular component: chromatin. Gene Ontology annotation, molecular function: zinc ion binding; RNA polymerase II cis-regulatory region sequence-specific DNA binding; DNA-binding transcription factor activity, RNA polymerase II-specific. The record is from RefSeq and is a predicted model, not a curated record.